Molecule: messenger RNA, 669 nt
Organism: Caenorhabditis briggsae
Lineage: Eukaryota; Metazoa; Nematoda; Chromadorea; Rhabditida; Rhabditidae
Exons: 5
Coding region: 1-669 (222 amino acids)
Biological process (GO): vesicle-mediated transport; protein secretion
Cellular component (GO): Golgi membrane
Source: RefSeq, a predicted model, not a curated record
AUGCGGACUGGAAAUACAACAGAGCGAGAGGCGCCAUGGAAAUUGGAACUUAGAUUCGACAGACUGAAACCGCCAAAGUGGAAGAGACCAUAUUUGGUUUGGCUUCACUUGUUUCUCAAGAUUGUUCCACUGCUCUUAUUGCAUUUCGGUACACCUGGUUAUCGGUAUAUAGAGGGAGGCAAAGGAUAUUUAAUUGAUAACAUUCAUGUUGAAUUCAAUGCAGUUAUUUUUACCAUCAUGGUCCUAAUUGACUUCUUUGUCACAAAAGAUAUCCUCGGGCCAAAACUGACUGGCCUACAUCACGGAUUCAAGAUGAACGGAGAAAACAAGAUCACCUAUCAUUUCUAUGCUGAGAAGGACUUUCUCACUCGGUAUCCUGCCAUUGAUCGUGACAGUUUCUUCACCUUCCUGGUGAUUUUCUCCGCUAUUUGGAUCAUGCCAACUAUCUCAGCAAUAAUAAUAUUAUCGAAAUUCUGGCUUCCAUUCAACAUUCUCGGAUGGGGAAGUGUUUAUCUGAACCUUUACUUGUUCGUCCAGACUAGAUAUUACCAGCAAUGGACAAUGCCUAAAUUUUUUGCCGCAUGGCUCCAUAAUUUCUUCAUGAGAAUCGAGUAUGCGGAAGACGAUUCGGGAAGUAGCUUCGGAAACGCCUAUCGGGCAAGAUAUUAG